AUGGGUAGCACAGAAAAUGCUUAUUGUCGUCUCUGCGCUGUCUGUAAGCCUCACGACAAGCUCGUAGACUUACAAAUAGAUCAGCAAAAAAGAAAUUUCACAGUAAACAAACUGAAACUACUCAACUGUCAGUUGGAUUUUAGUGAAAAUUUUCUACCUAAAACUGUUUGUUUAGUAUGUAUUAACUCACUUACACACGCAGCUGACUUUGUAGUCGCCGUGGAACAAGCUCAAGUUGUGUUAAGAGAUGUAAUUUUAACGCAACCUAUCAAAAAAGAUUCCUAUAACUCUGACUGCGAAGGAGCAUUCGUUUGUGAAAUUUUAGAAGAGAAAUGUGAAGAUAAUAUUAAUGUAAGAUCGGAGUCCAUUAAUGAAGCUCAUAUGAAAAUAAAAUCAGAUUUGUGUAACGUAGGUGGUAUUAAUAAAAAAACAGAUAGAACUUCCAAGAACAAAGCUUUAAUAAAUCAAACAGGAAGUACGAAAAAUGGGAAAGAAGAGAAACUAUCAGAUUUAGACUCCGUACCUCCCUCUCAACGAAAAUCAACCUGGGAAGACUACACCUGGACCUGUUCGUACUGCGAGACUCAAUUUGCAACUGUUACAGAACUUAUAAGCCAUUCUAUGAAGUACCACAAGUCAUGUACUGCAUAUUGUUGUACUGAUUGUAAUGUUAAAAGGUUAAGACUUGAUCGAUUCUUAACACACGUCCGUACCCAUAGAAAAUACCUACAGCUCUCAUGCUAUAUAUGUUUUAAAACAUUUCCAUCAGCCCACGAGGUAAAUAAACAUAGAGCUACACAUAUCACAUCUAAUUAUAAAUGUGUUGGUUGUAAUACAAGUCUGCCAAGUAAUGAGGAAUUACAAAAACAUUCUAAUUUAUUUUACAAAAACUCACGGUCACGUAACAUACCACUUCAGGCACAAAAAGACAUUUUGCAAUGUUUGAUUUGCACAAAAGAGUAUAAAACAAAAACAUCUUUGCACACACAUUUAUUAAAACACACUGACAGAAAACCCAAAUAUACAUGUGAAGUUUGCGGAAAAUGUUUCUGGCAGAAAAGUGGUUUAGAUGCACAUAUAAUGCUACAUGAGGACAAAAGACCAUUUCGUUGUGAAAUUUGCAAAUCAUCCUUCAGAAAUAAACAUCAGUUACGUUAUCAUGUUGGUGUUCAUGAUGGUGAAAAACCUUUUUCUUGUAAACAAUGCGGAAAAUGUUUCCGUCUACAAAAACAAUUAACUUCACAUAGUAUAAUCCACACAGACUCGCUCCCUCACAUCUGCACAUUCUGUAAUAAGAGAUUUAGAUUGAAAGCUUAUUUAAAUGUACAUAUUCGUCAACACACCGGAGUCAGGCCAUAUACAUGUGAUACCUGUGGAAGAGACUUCACAAAUUGGGCAAAUUAUAACAAGCAUUUGAGACGCAGACAUAACAUGGAUAUAACAAAGAGAAAAUAUACUUCAGGUGAUCUUUGCCCUGUAGGUAAAACUACAGGCAAAGUUAAUUAUCCAGAAAUGGAUAAAAUUUUGGAAUGGAAAAAUAAAAUACUAUAUAAAGAAAAGCCAGUACCUAGGACAGAUGAAUUUACAAUUGUUAUGGAAAUCAAAAGUAAAGAGACCAAUAAUAAUUGA
This is a messenger RNA of Arctia plantaginis, 1629 nucleotides long. NCBI's taxonomy places the organism in Eukaryota, Metazoa, Arthropoda, Insecta, Lepidoptera, Erebidae. The record is from the annotation of a GenBank genome assembly.